CUGAGUUAAAGUACCAGAUUUGGCACUUUCCAGGAGUACAACCUCAGAAAACUCAGCCUUCCUGAGCCUUGGUUUUUUUGGCUGUAAAGUGGGUCUAAUAGUCAGGGAAGAACUCUGGAGUGUUAGGAAAACACUUUGUAAAACGUCAGGUGCCAUUUGUCUCGAAGUUAAAAUAAUUUUCUUUUUUUCAGAAAGUUAGGGGAAGGAGGGACAGUAGACUGCCUCUUUCUCUUGGCUUUGUCCUGAAGUACAAGUUAUUAUUAAUAUUCAUCUCAUUCCACUGGGGUUCAGAGAGAAAUAGUCCUAGGACAAGUCUCUAUUCUGAUAUCAUUCUUUUGUGUUUAAUAUUCUAUAGAUUAUUAAUGUAGCCAUUGUUCUUAAAGUUUUGAUGUCAUUCCUAGAGAUUUGGCAAUAGCUCUGCCGCUUGCUAGUAAUAUAGUACUUAACUCAAAUGGGUUUACAUAUCCCAAUGCUCAGAUUUGUCUUUUGAGGAAGUCAGUUUCUGGAGUUGAGUGGGAGGAUUUCUUCAAAAGCAUUUUGCUGAGAAAGCUUGGCAAAUGGGGGUCCACUCUCCUGUAGAUGCCAAGACUUCGAAAAACAGUGAUGGUGGAUUAAACGAUGCCAUCGCUAUUCUCAUGGCUUGGGCAGGAGAGCCCAGUGUGCGGGUUGGAGUGAUUUGAAGUGUUGCUAGCCUGCAUGUGCUAUGCAGCCACGUCCUGCUUUUGUGCCUGAGAUGGAACUGAUAAAUCUCAAGUGACUGCUUUGGUAGCAGCUGAGUUGGCAAAAGGUUUAAAAAAAAAAAAGAGGAAAAGAAAGAAAAGGCUGUGAGCAAUUUUGGUGUGUGUGUGUGUUGGAGGGGGGAGUGAGACCAGGAGGGAAGUUGGUUUGCUUUAGGCUGGUGCUGCUGCAUUAUUUGUUUAAGCUCGAUCAGCUGCUCUUUCCUUAUAGCUCUUCCCUAGAACCUGCUUGAUUCAAUCAGAGCGAGUGAAAGAGAGAAGGGGUGGAGGACCCAAAGAGGGGGAGGAGAGAGACCGGUAAGCCUGUGUGUAAUCGAUGUUCAGCAUUCAUUCGGGCAUUUAGUAGUGACAGGGUAGGCACACGCCAGCGCCAGGGAAGAAUGGCAAGUUUUAAAUGGCCAUGAUGUGCUUCCCUACUCAUGACCGACCUCCAGCACUACGGGCUUAGUCUGUGCAUUGCAGUGGGAGAGGGAGGGAGAGGAGGGAAGGAGGGUGCGCUCAGACCCCUAUUUCUGUUGGUUGGGGGAAUCUGGAUGAAGUAAUUGAAAUGCAGAGCUGGGAAGCACUGCUGUAGUCUUUUUCUCCCCUUCUUCUGGAGCCGAGGAAAACAUGUUGACUGUGGAGGAUUUUUAUUUUAUCGGAGAAUGAGAUUUUGGCUGAGAAAUGAAGAAAUGGCCCUGGAAGAAAUGGUGCAGAGAUUAGAUGCCGUUUCCCAGGAUACUGAUGAAAUCAUGCACCAGGAUAUCGUUCCCCUCUGUGCUGCUGAUAUUGAAGACCAAUUGAAAAAGCAAUUUGCUUACCUGUCUGGUGGACGGGGACAAGAUGGAUGCCCAGUCAUCACAUUCCCAGAUUACCCAACUUUCAGUGAAAUCCCAGAGAAAGAGUUCCAGAAUGUCCUGACCUACCUGACCAGCAUUCCCAGUUUACAAGACACUGGAAUUGGGUUUAUCCUUGUCAUAGACCGCAGACAAGACAAAUGGACCUCCGUGAAAGCCUCUGUCCUUCGAAUAGCAGCAUCUUUCCCAGGGAACCUACAACUUGUCCUUGUUCUACGUCCUACGGGAUUUUUACAACGGACUCUCUCAGACAUUGCUUUCAAAUUCAAUAGAGAUGAAUUUAAAAUGAAGGUACCUAUCAUAAUGCUCAGUUCAGUACCAGAAUUGCAGAGUUAUAUUGACAAAACACAGCUGACGGAAGAUCUUGGUGGGACCUUGGACUAUUGCCAUAGCAGGUGGCUAUCUCACCGCACAGCUAUUGAAAGUUUUGCCCUAAUGGUUAAGCAAACAGCUCAAAUGCUCCAGUCCUUUGGGACAGAACUGGCCGAGACGGAAUUACCUAAUGAUGUACAGUCAACCAGCUCCAUUCUUUCAGCACACACAGAGAAGAAAGGCAAAAUGAAGGAAGAUAUGAUGUUAGCUUUGAAAGAGGGACAUGCAAUCCUUGAAAGCAUUAGAGAGCCACUGACCAAGAAUCCCGAGUACAACCUCAAUCAAGAUCAGCUCGACAAUCAAACCACAGUGCAGAGACUUUUGGAUCAGCUGGGUGAAACUGAAGCAGCUUUUGAUGAAUUUUGGGCAAAGCAUCAGCAGAAACUCGAGCAGUGCCUACAGCUCCGGAAUUUUGAGCAGAAUUUUCGGGAGGUGAAAGCCAUCUUAGAUGUUGUAUCAGAGAAGUUAUCAGCCUUUACAGAUGUGGGAAAUAGCUAUGCUCAUGUGGAACAUAUGCUCAAGGACCUUGCUAGCUUUGAAGAAAAAUCCAAUGUAACUGUAGAGAAGGCUAGAGCCUUGUCUUUAGAAGGUAACCAGCUCAUCCAAAGCAAGCAUUACGCUGUGGACUCCAUCCUGCCAAAGUGCAAUGAACUUCAGCACCUCUGUGAUGAAUUCACAACUGAAAUGAGUAAAAGGAGGAAUCUCCUCCACAAAUCACUAGAACUCCAUAGCCUUCUUGAAAAAUCUAUGAAAUGGUGUGACGAAGGCAUUUACCUGCUAGCUUCCCAGCCCGUGGACAAAUGCCAAUCCCAGGAUGGAGCUGAGUCAGCCCUACAAGAGAUCGAGAAGUUUUUAGACACUGGUACAAAAAACAAAAUCCAGGAGCUAAAUAAAUUUUACAAAGAAUAUGAAUCCAUUCUCAAUCCAGAUCUAAAGGAACAUGUACAAAAGGUCUUUCAGAAACAAGAGAGCAUGGAAGAAAUGUUCCAGAAGAGACAGGUGAGCCUGAAGAAACUGGCAGCAAAGCAGACCCGGCCAGUUCAGCCCGUGGCACCAAGACCUGAAGCAUUUACAAAGUCCCCCUGCCCUUCUCCAGGUCUUCGAAGAGGUUCUGAGAACUCCUCUAGUUCUGAAAGCAACGUGCCCAAAAGAGGAAACUACAGAAGAGCAAAGAGUGAAAUGAGUGAUAUCCAACAGGGCAGAAGUGGCUCAAUGAUGGAUGAUGAAGAAAAUCUGGCAAUAUUACGAAGACAUGUAAUGAAUGAACUUAUUGAAACAGAACGGGCAUAUGUAGAAGAGCUCCUUUGUGUCCUUGAGGGAUAUGCCGCAGAGAUGGAUAAUCCCCUAAUGACGCAUCUCAUUUCACCAGCCCUCCAAAAUAAGAAGGAUGUUCUAUUUGGCAACAUGGAAGAGAUUUAUCAUUUCCAUAACAGAAUAUUCCUGAGAGAACUUGAAAACUACAUAGACUACCCAGAACUGGUAGGAAGGUGUUUUCUAGAAAGGAUGGAAGAUUUUCAGAUUUAUGAGAAGUAUUGUCAAAACAAACCCAGGUCAGAAAGUCUCUGGAGGCAGUGCUCAGACUGUGUAUUUUUUCAGGAAUGCCAAAGGAAACUCGAUCACAAACUCAGUUUGGAUUCUUAUUUGCUGAAGCCUGUACAAAGAAUAACCAAAUAUCAGCUAUUAUUAAAGGAAAUGCUGAAAUACAGUAAAAACUGUGAAGGAGCCGAGGAUCUACAGGAGGCGUUGACUUCUAUCCUUGGAAUUCUUAAAGCCGUCAAUGAUUCCAUGCACCUGAUUGCCAUUACUGGCUAUGAUGGAAACCUAAAUGAAUUAGGCAAGCUCUUAAUGCAAGGCUCCUUUAGUGUUUGGACAGACCACAAGAAGGGCCAUGCCAAAGUGAAAGAUCUGGCCAGAUUUAAGCCAAUGCAGAGACAUCUGUUCCUCCAUGAGAAAGCAGUUCUAUUCUGUAAGAAGAGAGAAGAGAAUGGAGAAGGUUAUGAAAAAGCACCUUCCUACAGUUACAAGCAAUCUUUAAAUAUGACGGCUGUUGGAAUAACAGAGAAUGUGAAAGGGGAUGUUAAGAAAUUUGAAAUCUGGUAUAAUGCAAGGGAAGAAGUUUACAUCAUACAGGCUCCAACUCCUGAAAUUAAAGCAACUUGGGUAAAUGAAAUCCGGAAAGUCUUAACCAGUCAGCUACAGGCUUGCAGAGAGGCCAGUCAGCACCGAGCAUUGGAGCAGACUCAGAGUUUGCCUCUGCCCGCAUCCUCGAACACAAGUCCCUCGAAAAAUCAAACAAAGAGUGUUAAAAAAUUAGAAGAAAGAAAAACCGACCCUGCAAGCCUGGAGGGAUAUGUCAGUUCAGCAUCUGUGCCGAAGAACCCAGACAAAAGCAAAGAUGACACAGUAACUAGCUCUACCUCAGAGAGCUCUGCUCUGUCCAAAAAGCGUUUUACACUGCAGGGCUUUGCUAACCUCAAAAGUCAGAAAGCUUCUCCUACCAGUCCUGACAAAAAAGCUAAGCGACACGAAGUUAAGAGUGAUCCAACUCCUUUUGGUUUAAGAGGUUGGACUAAAACUUCUCAUUCACUUGAUGCCUCUGAAGACAAUGAUGGCUGGUCGAGUGCUGAGGAUCCCCUGAAUUCGUCAGAUGCAGAAGAAGAAGGUGGAGCAGGACUCAGGAAACUGGUUCCUGGCAAAUAUACGGUUGUGGCUGACCACGAUGAAAAAGGAGGUCCAGAAACCCUUGCUGUGAAAAGCGGAGAUAUAGUAGAAUUGCUACAUGAGGGAGAGGAGGGACUUUGGUUUGUAAAGAAUUUGACCACAAGCAAGGAAGGCUGGGUACCAGCGAGCAACCUGUUGGCAUUGAUUGGCAACUCAAAAUCUGCUCUGUCUUUGAGCAGUUCAGAAUCUGGUACUGGUUCCACCUUUCUGAGCUCCUCCUCAAGCUGUAGCGAGAGUUGCAAUGCCACCUUCUCAGACAUCAAGGGUUAACCACUAAGGGCUUACUCAUUACGAUUCCUGAAAACCAUGUGCAAGCUUCUGAAGGCCAAAUUGCAGGAGGAAAAACCAUCAUGUCCAUCUAACAGUUUUGUCGUGCUUGGAAUUUACUUAGUUUAAAGAAGGGGAAGUUUCUUUUAAAAAUAGAAGAGAUUCAGAAGAUGAGUUGGAGGAUAUGAAAAUAACUUACUGGGAAAACUCCUGAGCUUUUUGCAGAACAACAGGUGGUGUGAGAAUAAGAGGAUAUGUUCUCAAGUGGAACUUCUCAUCUCUAUUCUUGAUUCCAGAACUCAUUCCCUAAUGUACAUAUUCCAGUUCUCACAGAGACACUAGUUCAAUCAUGCCACAUUGGAAGAAAUGGACAGUUGUGAAUGCCCUGAUAAAAUUAAAGCUCUGUACAAAGGAUGGCUAAGCAAACUUAUGCUACUAAUCAUACUCCCGAUGAACAUUCUUUCCUCGGUUGAUGGUGUCUCAUUAUAAAUAACUAGAAAUGAUUCUUCAAUCCAGUCAUUCUGCUUUUGUUUUCUUCUGCAAGAAUAUGCAUCCUUUUGAAGCUGGGCACUCAAGAAAUGAACAAUUCAUUGACCCACCAGUUUAGAGACAGGACUAUUUUAUCUUCUACAACUUUUUUUUUAAAGGAAUUAUUUGGUGGCCAUUUGUGUGUGUGUGUGUGGUACUUUGGCCUCUAAUCAAGAAUCACUGUGUUUACAAAAAAAAAAAAAGACAAUUUGAUACCACUUUGAUACAUAACUAUUUUUUGUUACUAGGGUUCACAUUUAAACAUAUUUGUAAAGUUAAAUACGAUCUUACCUGUCUAUAAUACCAAGGUAACUGUUUUUUUGGGGUGAAGCUCUUUGGUUGUCCUUGAAUGAAAAUGUGCUAAUUUUCAUCCCCAGAAGAAAAUACAAACUGAAAAUAUUCCUCAUUUCUUUUUCUACCAAAAAAAAAAGGUGUGGGGAAACUCUUUCUGUUUUUUUAAGAACUUCUCUACAUUACACAUAUUUUUUACUGUUUUUAAAGAAAUAGUAAAGAUGACAUUUUUGCCAGCUGUUCAUUCAAUCGAUACUCUUUAUAUAAUCUGAGAUUCUCUGAGACCUAGCCUUCCACUAUGCAGGCUUGGACCUUAACUGGUCUACUCCAAUCCAGAACUUUCUUCUGCUUAAAAAACAAACCUCUGGUUGUCCAUAUAACAUUAUUUUACAAUACCUUGGAUAUAUCAGUAUAAAUGCAGAGAAAAUUUUUUUGCGUAUGCAAGGCAGAACUGAAAAGGAAAUGCCUCAUUUUUUUUUGUUUGUGUCUGUGUGUGUUUCAGAAAACAAAACUCUUGUUCUACUGACCAUUGAAACACACUCUGUAAUUGGUUGGGGCAGAUAUUUUUUUAUAUGUAUGUAUAUAUGUUCAUGUCUGUGUAUAUAUGUAUAUAUAAAUAUUGUUGUAAAGGAUGUAUUUAUAGUCUCCAUGCUGCUGAGAGUAUGCCACUUUACAGUCCAUAAAUACCAGUUUUCAUGAACUCCUGCAACAUGAGACUGAUCAGGGUUUUCAUUUCCUAGACUGCAUCCCAUAUGCUCUACCAGAAGGAAAUCACCCCACAUUUCCUACGGUCUGUGAGUCUCUCCUUAGCCAGAAACCUCUUGCCUAAAAAAGUGCGGUAUUGAACAUUGGGAAGGGGCAUAAUGGCUUUUCUUCAGGUUUGUAAAUUAUUUGUAAAUGCCAUGUAACAUAAUUUACUCAACAAGUCUAUUGUUGAGAUGCUUUCCUUCCAUCUCCUUGCAGCAGACUUGUUACUUGUGAUUGUCUCAUCUCAGCACUUUAAACCUCACAUUUCAUUCAUUGUUCCUUUUUUUUCUACUGCUAAUGUAAAUGACGUACAAAAUUAGGAUUCUUUAUUGUAUGUAUUAUGGUUGGAUGAAUAAAUUUCAGCAGCUCUUGCUGCGUGUAUACCCCUCACAUUUUAUAAAGAGCACCGUAGCA
Messenger RNA from Gracilinanus agilis (Agile Gracile Mouse Opossum), 6913 nucleotides. RefSeq names its product MCF.2 cell line derived transforming sequence like (gene MCF2L). Gene Ontology annotation, biological process: intracellular signal transduction; positive regulation of Rho protein signal transduction. NCBI's taxonomy places the organism in Eukaryota, Metazoa, Chordata, Mammalia, Didelphimorphia, Didelphidae. Gene Ontology annotation, molecular function: guanyl-nucleotide exchange factor activity; protein binding. The transcript is spliced from 32 exons. Bases 1382 to 4936 code for a protein of 1184 amino acids. The record is from RefSeq and is a predicted model, not a curated record. Gene Ontology annotation, cellular component: cytoplasm; extrinsic component of membrane.